CGUACAAGGGGCACGAUUUUAUUCAGGAAAAUUUAUCAAUACCAGAGGGCUAGGGGAGCGGAGCGAGUUUGGUGGCGGCAGCAGCAGCAGCAGCAGCAGCGGCAGCAGCAGUACCACCAGUAGCAGUGGCACCAUCCUCAGUGUAACAAGGAUCCUCCGCCUUUUCUCUUCCCCGAAGAGACUGUCUGUCGGUCUGUCCGUCCGUCCGUUUGCUCGAUCAUAAAGUUCGAAAGAGAAAACCGAGCAGGAGAGCAAAAAAAUCAAUUGUUUCUCUCUAGUAAUACACCGCGGAUUUCCGGCUAACUAGAUAUCAUGGCAAGCGAAGGCGGUCUUGGGCCGGAUGCGGCGGCGGGUGCCGGAGGCGAUGGAAUCGUCGGGGGCCCCAGAACUCCCCAACAAAUUGCCUCGUCCAAAAGGCUGCAGCAGACGCAGGCACAGGUUGACGAGGUUGUCGAUAUAAUGAAAACAAACGUCGAGAAGGUCUUGGAGCGUGAUCAAAAAUUAUCGGAACUCGACGAUCGGGCUGACGCUUUGCAGCAAGGCGCAUCACAGUUUGAACAACAGGCAGGAAAAUUGAAGAGGAAGUUCUGGCUACAAAAUUUAAAGAUGAUGAUUAUAAUCGGAGUCAUUGGUCUCAUCAUACUAGCCAUCAUCGUUGCAAAAUUCAUGCCGGACAGUGCGCCGCCCGUUCAACAACAACCCUAUCCUUACAUGCUGCAGCCACAAGCAAUUCCACCAUCUGGUUCAGCGGGAGCUCCUGCAGCUGGUGCGGCUGCGGCAUCUCCUUCAGGAUCUCAGGCCGGAGCUGCCACGCUAGUCGGGACACUGAGCGGUGCUCACAAUAUCAUGUAAGAUUAAGUUGUAUGUGGAGCACAUAUACUUACAACGCUGGAGAUUCUUAUACUUUAUUAGAAAAAUAUUAUGAUUUUCAUCGAAUGCGGGGAAUGAAAAUUUGGUCCAUUUAUUUUGAGACACAGUCACGUUCCUUCUGUGCGUUAUUCGCAAAUCGCAAAUUUUCUGUGACAAGCUUGAUCUGUGAGUGUAUGAUAAAUUUUAGAAACGACUUACUAUCUUAUUGGAAGAUACAUUCCUGACAUUUAAGUUUAACCAAAGUUGUAUAUUUUACACGAUUGCUAUUCUAUGUUUGUAUUAUGAGUACAUAAUUUUCCAUCACUUUCUCUAUCGUUAUUUUCUUCGAUUUUAGAAUGAUUUCAUUCAAUCUAGCAGAAUAACUCAUGCACGUGCAUCCAUCUAGAUGCGAUUGUAGAAAUGGUGAUUAUUGCCGUUAUUUUACUAAUAUCAUUAUCGACAAUUGAGAUAUGUGAGAAUGGGUAAGGACGAGGGAUUUCAAUUUUCUUUGAACAUUGACUUGAAACUAAUUUUGAGAUAUACGCGAGACGUUGUUGAAAAACGCGAUAUUACAAAAUGUCAAUAAAACAAUAUAAUAAAAUUAAUUAGCAACACUGUAUUACAUGCAUAUUAUAUUAUACAUACAUACAUCUGUGUAUACUAUCGCUGAAUAUAAUGAGUAAUCCUGUAAAGAUUUAGUAAUGAAGAAUAAUGAGAG
Molecule: messenger RNA, 1567 nt
Organism: Diprion similis
Lineage: Eukaryota; Metazoa; Arthropoda; Insecta; Hymenoptera; Diprionidae
Product: vesicle-associated membrane protein 2-like
Exons: 5
Coding region: 313-852 (179 amino acids)
Biological process (GO): vesicle-mediated transport; vesicle fusion
Cellular component (GO): plasma membrane; SNARE complex
Molecular function (GO): SNAP receptor activity; syntaxin binding
Source: RefSeq, a predicted model, not a curated record